AUGUCCCAGGAAGACACCCAGGAGUGCACCGAACCCACCGAGCAGAAGGCCAAGGCCCCCCCGGAGAAAACCAGCGACUAUUACCGCGUGAGCAAGGACCUGCCGGUCAGGUUCAACAACCCGGCGUGGUUUCGGGGCUACAGGACCAGGGAGCCUGCCUCCAUGUAUAGAACCAGCAACCAGGCUUACGGAGGCCACGCCCCCACUGUCCAUGAGAUGCCGAAAGUAUUUUACCCUACUUCAAGCAAAUUUUCUCAAGGACUUGCAGCCUUUGGGAUGUACCGGAACAAUACCUUGAAUGUCUGCAUGGAAAAGAGUUUUGUGACAGGCCCAGAUAACUACAUCACCCCCUGUGACCGCCUCAACUUCCACCCCAGCUACAACCCAAACAAGCCAUCCAUCUGCAACUAA
This is a messenger RNA of Orycteropus afer afer, 411 nucleotides long. It is a transcript of the gene PIERCE1, whose product is annotated as chromosome unknown C9orf116 homolog. NCBI's taxonomy places the organism in Eukaryota, Metazoa, Chordata, Mammalia, Tubulidentata, Orycteropodidae. The transcript has 3 exons. The record is from RefSeq and is a predicted model, not a curated record. Bases 1 to 411 code for a protein of 136 amino acids. Gene Ontology annotation, cellular component: axonemal microtubule. Gene Ontology annotation, biological process: axoneme assembly.